GAUUGACGGCAGCUCUGAAGACAGGUUCACCCUGCCAGGUUCAAAACAAAAGAGUAUCCAACAUCUGCCAACAUAAUUUGAUUUCCUGUUGGAUAAAGGGGAGGGGAGUAUUCCUAGAAACAGCAAAACCAGUUACAGGAAUGGACUGCCAUUUUUCUGUCUGGGCAGUUCUGGCCUUCCUGAGUUUGGCUCUGCUUGUUUCAUUGUCACUGAAUAUUUCACACUGUAUGAAAAAGAAGCAAGCUAAAAUGCAUAAAGACUACGAAGAGAACAAUCCAAGCUAUGAUGGCUAUGACACAGAAGAUUAUCCAGUUUAUGGCAAUCUCAAUCAAGAUAUUUUAGAAGAAUGUUGUUAUGAGCAGAUGAAGUCCCAGCCUCAAAGACCAGUUAACCAGCUACAGGUGGAGCCUGCCAAUCAGAUGUGUUAUGCCUCACUUGAUCACAGUGCCAAGGGAAAAUGCAGAAAACCAAGGAGAAAGAAAGAUCCUUCAUUAGAAGAUGAUGAAGAAGAAAGAUCAUCUAACCCCAUGGUGUCUUCCAAAGUUAGCAUUUACCUCAAUAGUGAGCAGCUGGCUGCUGAAAACACAGCAAAAGUAGAAGCCAUUCAUGAUGAUCCCAUCAGAUUAAUGGGCUUGAUUCAUAAUAAAAAAGGGGAGAACCGAAUAUGUAGCGAACCAAAAAUGUAACCAUAAAGGGAGAUUUGCUUUUUCAUUCUGGAGGAGCAAUGAAGGAUUAGGGAUAAUAUUCUGGAAAGCUGACAUAUAAACAGUGGUAUGAAAUGGGUAAGUUAAGUGUUCCAAACUGUCUGCCAAGAAUAUUUAUAGACUAAGCAAGACAUAGGUCCAGACUGCACUGGGAUGGAUCUGCCCUUCAGAAGACAAUUUGAAAGAGCUGCAGAAGGUGGCAGCUCACCAUUCACAUGGUAGUGAUUCCAGUAAAAAUUGAUCCUGUUUUAAACAAUCAUCAGAUUUCAAGCAGUUCUAUAAGAUCCUCUCGUUGUCUAUAGAGCUCUAGCAGAGUACAAUUCUGUAUUAACUUCAAUACUUUUGAAAUGAGAUUGUAUAUCAUACUUUCACACUUGAUGAUUAUCUGUUUUACCAAUUAAGAACUGAUCUGCUGCUCCACAUUGUGAACUUUCUGACUGCCAGUGGUCUAUGGCAAUGACUGGAGAAUAAUUUAACAGCUGAUUUGAAGUAGUAAUUGUACAUCUCAUGAAACUUAGCAGUAUCUUUAUAUACCUUUAGUUUCCUCUAACAAUACUAGAAUACAUCUCAAAUCUCAAUUCCUCUACUAUGUAAUGCUGUAUAGAGCUGCAUUCAAGGGUCCACAAAUAUAUUAUCAAACCAUCAAUAACAAUAAAUCUAGGGAGAAUUUCUUCCUUCUAAUACUCUAUGUUAUGUUUACAUUCCUAUUGGGUUUUCCAUUGCCAUCCUUACUAUUUUACAAAAACAAAACCAGCUUUUUAUUUCCCUAAACGCUUCUCUCCCUGUGUGCACAUUCAUUUGAAGACUAAAUUCUGUAAAUAAAUGGUAACUUUUUAGUGGGUAUCUAUUUUUAUAUUCUGGGAGUCCAUUAAGUAGUCACAGCAGGAAGCAAAGCAAGUUAAUGCAAUGUGUCUGCCUCUAGGUGUCAGACACUUCCACCUUCUCAAAAAAACAGGAUAUUGGAGCCUUUAAAAUCCACACAGAGCAGUGGCAAGGAAUUUGAAACCCUGAAGCACACAGAGCCCUAAAACUGUGUGAGGUCCUGAAAGAGAUAGACCUGGAAACAAGAGGCACAUAGUACAGAGAGCCAACACCACCUAACAGCAGAAAUAGUUGGACACACCAGGGAAUGAGACAAAUCUAUGGAGGGAGGGAAAAAAAAAUAAAAAACAUCAAUAGUUAAAUUCAACCUGUCAUUUUAGUCUGAUAACUAAUUUAAUGGAAAUAAAGUACUCACUUCUCUCAUGGAGUAUACAUAUAACAGUAAGUCCAUUUCAUGGAAUUUAAGUACAUUUAGUUUCCUUUCUAGUCUCAGUCUUCAUUGUUUAGUUCAGCUAUGUGUUUAUGCCAAUUUUCAUCAGCUGCUUUCCUUUGCAACAUAGUUUGUUCAAAGAGCAGGGCAUUUAUGUAAAUAUUCGCUAUAUAUAUACAUAUAUAUAUAUAUACACACACACACAGACACACACUUCCUUUUCACAUUUAAUCACUGCCUCCAAUAAAUUACUGAUUGUGGCUCUCAGACAUCCUAUCAACUAUUUCCAAGGCAUUUGUAAUGCUGCCACAUUCAAAUUUAGCUUUAUUUUUUUGCUCUUUACCCUCCCCAUCUGCUUAAAUAAGCAAUCUAACAACCUAAUAUUUUUAACGAGUUUUGGGGUAGUUUUCAAGUGACUACCAAAUCCUUAAAUGAAAAAACAUGUUCAAUAUUGCUGAAGAUCUUCAAGACAUUAGAGAAAGACCUACAUAAACUAUCAUAUACUGGUUAAAUUCUUUUCAUAUAAAGCAAGUUUCAACUAGCUACAACAGAAGAGGAGGUGCUAGGUUCUAGGUUUAUACUGUCUCAGUAACCUCAUCUGUUUUUCCACUAUUCCUUAAAAACAAAAAGUUUAUAGCAAAGAGAAGUAGAGUAAGGCUCUUUUAUUAAUGGUAAGCUUAACAUUCAGGUUCAAUGGAACAGUAAAGAAUGAGCAAACAAGAGGAAAUAUGGUGGAAAAAGCAAAACUGAUUGGAAGGGUAGAAGAAUGGAACUCAAAACAAGAGAGCAGGUAACACCAUUGAUAUCUUUGUGAGUUGAGACAGAUGUAUUCCAGCAGUAAUUAUAGCAUUUGAUAAUCAUUGCAGAUGUACCUGGCUAAACAGUGUCAUUAGGAAAAAUUAGACUCCUGCUUGUAUCAUAUUAUUAAGAGUCUGCUGACUCACAUGAUGUGGAAGGAUCAGCUCUAAAAAUACAAACUCUUUCUCACUUUUUUGCUACUGCUAGCAAAACAUGGCAUUGGCAUGAUCUUAUCUUCCAAUAUGUACAGAUUUUCCAAGAAUGACCUCUUUAAAUUAUUUCAAAGUAAUCUUCAUGGAAACAACUGUGCUAUGUUGAAUAAACAAACUUACCUUCCUUA
Molecule: messenger RNA, 3094 nt
Organism: Oenanthe melanoleuca
Lineage: Eukaryota; Metazoa; Chordata; Aves; Passeriformes; Muscicapidae
Product: T-cell receptor-associated transmembrane adapter 1
Exons: 6
Coding region: 141-686 (181 amino acids)
Biological process (GO): positive regulation of T cell receptor signaling pathway; negative regulation of receptor recycling
Cellular component (GO): T cell receptor complex
Source: RefSeq, a predicted model, not a curated record